AUGGCGCGCUGUUUUAUGCGCUGUUUUCAAGAAUCACGUUGUGUCGGUUUUAACUAUCGAUGGAGUGAAGCUGGGGCUAACGAAACAAACUGCCAACUCAGCAACAACACCAAAGGAAGAAUCGGGUUAAGAAAUGAAGAUGGAGAAUGGGAUUUUUAUCAAGAUAUUGAGAUGGUAGUGUAUUACAACAUAUAGUUGAUGAAUUUCUGUUUGUACAUGGAACUUUUGAGCAGAAGAUUAAUAAUCAAUCAUAUAAAAUUUUAGACCUAUACUGGUAAGAACAGUUGCUAAAAAUGCAACUAUGGGCUUUCUGGCAGGAAAGAACAGCAAAUUCGACUGCACAUUUUAUCAGUAUAUUUCGUGUGUUGGUGAAUAAGAUGCUUGUGAAGUUGUGAUGUUACUCUGAGUGUAUAUAUCCACAUCGGGCAGGCUUGAAAAAUAUGCCUGCCCACGGUGGGAAUCGAACUACGACCUUUGGAAUACUAUCCCAAUGCUCUGCCAACUGAGCUACGCGAUCAGGUCGGUUCGAGUAUUUGUGAUAUUUCGGAACUGAGUUAUCACUACACAAUUUCACUGUUAUGUACGUAUGAUUGUACAAAUUGGUUAUCAUGCAUGCACUGCACACUAAACUUAGCUAUGUAAAUUAGUUGCUAAGUAACGUGUACUUUUUUCUAACUUGCAGACAAAUAAAACCGGAAGAUCAGAUAAUGAAGAUGGAGAACAAAUAUUAACAGGUAUUCCUUUUAAUAUAUUUUGAUUAUUAUAAUUAAUGAAUUUAUAUAUAAUUAAUAUAUUUGAACAAUAUGUCGAUUUGUUGAGCAUCACUUAAUUUCUCGCGACUUUGAUUAAUACAGCUUGGACUAAUCUAAUCAUUGUAUUAAAUGCUGUCCCCGUUUCCCUAACUAGCAAAAUGUCCCUAAAGCAACUCGAGUCAGGGUCACCAAAGUACAAAAUGUUUAGGACAACCACAUUCCAAUGACACGUGCACAGCAUUGCGACAGAAAAACAACAGUCUUCCCAGUGGGUUGUACUUUAUAUCUCCAGGAGACCUCGCUUUGUCGCCGUUUCAAGUCCAUUGUGACAUGGAAUCGAAGAAUGGGAUAGGAGUCAUCGUGAUUGGACACGAUAGCGAAUCAAGAACGAAAGUUGACAACUAUGAAGAUCCCGGAUCUUACAGCAGAAAAAUUCGAUACAAUACCACAAUGCAACAGAUUGUUGCCGUCAUCAAUCAAUCCAAAAAUUGCGAGCAGUUUAUCAAGUACGAAUGCUCGAACAGUCUCUUUUUACGCAGUUCAUAUGGAUAUUGGAUUUCACGGCAAGACAGGAAAAUGAAUUACUGGGGUGGGGCCGCAGUGGACAGUGGGAAAUGUGCCUGUGGAAUGAACAAUACGUGUGUUGGGGGCGGGAAUUGUAAUUGUGAUGCGAAUGAGGAACGUCUCCGGGAAGAUAGCGGAUUUCUGACUGACAAGAAUACACUGCCUGUUGCUGAACUGAGGUUCGGGGAUACUGGCAUAACUGGGAGUGGAUAUGAUGAGUAUGGAUAUCACACUCUUGGAAAGUUGCUCUGUUGGGGAUAA
Molecule: messenger RNA, 1577 nt
Organism: Paramuricea clavata
Lineage: Eukaryota; Metazoa; Cnidaria; Anthozoa; Malacalcyonacea; Plexauridae
Source: the annotation of a GenBank genome assembly